This is a messenger RNA of Siniperca chuatsi (mandarin fish), 4660 nucleotides long. It is a transcript of the gene fzd1, whose product is annotated as frizzled class receptor 1. The transcript has a single exon. Gene Ontology annotation, biological process: canonical Wnt signaling pathway; non-canonical Wnt signaling pathway. The record is from RefSeq and is a predicted model, not a curated record. The coding region runs from base 346 to 2007 and encodes 553 amino acids. Gene Ontology annotation, molecular function: Wnt receptor activity; Wnt-protein binding. Gene Ontology annotation, cellular component: plasma membrane. NCBI's taxonomy places the organism in Eukaryota, Metazoa, Chordata, Actinopteri, Centrarchiformes, Sinipercidae.
GACAGUGAGGCAGAGCAGAGCAGGUUAGAACUGCAGGCUGGCGGUGCGUCGGGGCAGACUGGAGACAGGAGCGGUCCCUUUCCUGGAGGAGUACGCUUCAUUUUAGUGGAUUUCAACCGGAGAAGCCGAGUUUGUUAUUCAAUUCUGGGGAUUGCGGGGCAUUCUCGUAUCUCCUCGUUUGCGGUGAGAAGUCGGGAGAAAGGAAAUUCCGCUGCAAGAAGCUGCUUUUACCUCGCAAAGAAACGCCAACAAAGAGCCUUCAAGGAAGUAGCCUGCUGCCUGGCGAGGUAACCUAAGUUAGUUAAGCAACAAAUACAAAGUACGGCAGCGGAUACGUUCUUCACCAUGGUUUACCACAGACUCCUUCGUGCGGCUUUGACUAUAUUGUUUUUUCUUCUGUUCCUAAACGUGGGAAUUUUUCGAGUAAAUGGGCAAUACGGCGGCGGUGACCGAGGAAUGUCUAUACCGGAGCACGGAUUUUGCCAGCCGAUUUCCAUUCCGCUGUGUACGGACAUCGCGUACAACGAGACUAUCAUGCCAAACCUGCUCGGUCACACCAACCAGGAGGACGCAGGGCUGGAGGUCCACCAGUUCUACCCGCUGGUGAAAGUCCAGUGCUCUCCGGAUUUAAAGUUUUUCCUCUGCUCCAUGUAUGCGCCCGUGUGCACGGUGCUCGAGCAGGCGCUGCCUCCGUGCCGCUCUCUGUGCGAGCGCGCGCGGCAGGGCUGCGAGGCGCUCAUGAACAAGUUCGGCUUCCAGUGGCCCGACACCCUCGCGUGCGAGUCCUUCCCUGUCCACGGCGCGGGAGAGCUGUGCGUCGGGCAAAACAUGUCGGACCGCACCGAGCCAGACAGCCCCGGCCCGUACCCCACCGAGCGCACACUUUCUGACCCCCUGAACGGUCAGUUCAGGUGCCCGGCCUCGCUGCGGGUGCCUCCCUACCUGAACUACCGCUUCCUCGGGCAGGAGAACUGCGGCGCUCCGUGUGAGCCAAAGAGAUCUCACGGGAUGAUGUACUUCAGCGAGGAGGAGCUCAAAUUCGCGAGGAUAUGGAUUGGCAUCUGGUCAGUGUUGUGUUGUGCCUCCACUUUAUUCACCGUGCUGACCUACCUGGUGGACAUGAAGCGCUUCAGCUACCCAGAACGGCCCAUUGUCUUCCUCUCUGGCUGCUACACUAUGGUGUCCAUCGCAUACAUCGCUGGGUUUUUACUGGAGGACAAGGUGGUUUGCAAUGACCGGUUUGAUAACGACAUCAGGACUGUGGUGCAGGGCACUAAAAAGGAAGGCUGCACCAUCCUCUUCAUGAUGCUGUACUUCUUCAGCAUGGCCAGCUCAAUCUGGUGGGUCAUCCUGGCUCUCACCUGGUUCCUGGCGGCGGGGAUGAAAUGGGGCCACGAGGCCAUCGAGGCUAACUCUCAGUACUUCCACCUGGCAGCGUGGGCCGUGCCCGCCAUCAAGACCAUUACCAUCCUAGCUGUAGGGCAGGUGGAUGGAGACGUGUUGAGUGGGGUUUGCUUUGUGGGCAUCAACAGUGUGGACGCCCUGCGGGGCUUCGUGCUGGCCCCGCUGUUUGUUUACCUAUUCAUCGGAACCUCGUUCCUCUUGGCGGGCUUCGUGUCCCUGUUUCGGAUUCGGACCAUCAUGAAGCACGACGGCACCAAGACGGAGAAGCUGGAGAAGCUGAUGGUGCGGAUAGGGAUCUUCAGCGUGCUGUACACUGUGCCGGCCACCAUCGUCAUCGCCUGCUACUUCUAUGAGCAGGCCUUCAGAGAGCAGUGGGAGAGGACGUGGAUCAGCCAGACGUGUAAGACGUACGCCGUGCCGUGUCCCGUCCAGAACCACCCCAACAUGAGUCCCGACUUCACAGUCUUCAUGAUAAAGUAUCUCAUGACGCUCAUUGUGGGCAUCACCUCCGGCUUCUGGAUCUGGUCUGGGAAGACCCUCAACUCCUGGAGGAGGUUUUACACGAGACUGGCCAACAGUAAACAGGGUGAGACCACAGUGUAAUGUGGUCUAACCCCAUCCCUCACACAGACUGCUUAGUGACAAACUGAAUGGUAAUCCUCUUUAUUAUUGUCUUUUGAUUUUAUUUUUUUUUUUCGGACUUACAGGAGACACUUGGUAUGUUUUUUAAUGUACAUAUACAUUUGUGAGAUUUUUGUAAGUAUAUAUUUGUAUUUAAAGAUUUAAAAAUUCUUUCUUUUUUUAAAAAAAAAACACUUUUUUUUCAUACUUUGGACAUAAUGGAAUUGUACUUAUUCAUCACAAAGAGCCAGCUGACCAUCAAGGAUCCCGAAGUCUCAUGACCUGACUUACUGUGGACACCACUGCGAGUGUUUGUGUCUUUGAUCAGUGGACUGCCUGUGAGCGGUGGGUCUAUUCUAAGCAGAGUCCCGUGAAACCCAAGUGCUUCCUCGUGGCUCCCUCUUAUCCUGAUUAACCAGCUGCAGUUUGUGUCUGUUGUACAGCUGAGCAGCAGUUGCCCGGCUCUGAAGGGAAAUGUCAGCAGCCUGGAACAAGAAAAGGUGCACAGGUUGUGAAUGUGAGUCAUUGUGACAGAUGGUUGUGGGCCUGUAGCUCGGGCCCUGUCAGUUAUAACAUUCCUUUCCAAAUAAAGAACAUAUAAUCAUGUCAGGUUAGAGGACCAUACCAGUGUUUUUGCAUGUUUUAGUUCUGAAAAUGACGUGUUUUACAGUAUUACCGAGGCUAUGCUCUCAGGCAGUAUGGAACAUUUUCUCUACCUUCCUGGAAACAGUUUUCCUUCUAUUGAAGUACAAUUUGCAAAUCAACUUACAGACACUUUAGAAUAGUUUGAGUUUGGUGAUUCUGCACAGUGACCAUCACGACUGCUCACGUCUGUGCUGAUAUUGUGCAUAAUGCAGGUGUAAGUGCAGAUUGACACCACGCAACACAACACAACAAUUUCACAACUUUGAAGGCAUGACAGCAGAUAAGAUGUUCGCUGAUUUAUUAACUGACAAGUUUCAAGACUCUGCAAGUUGAUUUUCACCUGCAGUAACAUGAACUGAAACCAGGGGCUGCCUGGCAGGAAGGAAAACACAGAAAAAAUAUAAAACAUUUUAGUAUGGUGUUAAAAAACAGUCAGCUGUAAUAUAAGUCAUAUGUACUACAAGGGUCUUAAACAUGCCAAAAUACUAGUGUGUUCCUCUUCAACAGUGAUUCGAAACAGGAUUAAUAUGGGUGGUAUUUGUGUUUAGUGUACUUAAACUAAAAGAAAUCUGCCUGCAAUGGCAAUUUGAGUUUUUAAAGUACAAGGCUGGAAAAACAAAAAUCAAACAGAAGACCUCUGUGUGUGUUCAGACACAUUUUAAAUGCAAUCAUUGUUCUGUAUACAGUGCUAUGUAAAAUCAUUGGACACCCUUUGAGCUUUUGCAGUUUGUUUUGCUCCCCAAUAAUCUUCCAUUUUUCACCACCAAAGUAAUAAGAAAAUCACAUUUAUUUUGAUGCAAUCAAUUCAGCAAAUGACAAAACUGUGUGUGAAAGUGGGUGCACCCUUUGUGUCAUCAGAGGAGAGCGAAGAUGAUUAGUUGAAUAAUCGAUUACACGUUUGAAAGAAAAUUAAUCAAAAACUAUAUUGAUAAUCAUUAAUCCUUUAUUUCUCAAGCAAAAAUGCAGAACAUCUGCAGAUUUGCUACUAUUUUGGUCAUUUAUUAUUGUAAAUGGAAAAUCUUUGGGUUUUCGAUUGUUGGUCAGAUGCAACAAACAUGAGCGUAGGCGUUGGAAAAUUUGAAUGUUUUUUGUCUUUUUUUGACAUUUUAAAGAAAAAACUAUUCAUUGAUUAGUUGAGCAAAUAAUCAGCUGAUUAAUUAAUAAUGAAAAUAAUUGUACAAGCCUACAUCAGAGAUGAAUUGUGUCAAUGAGAAAUAUUUGCUCAAUCCUUCACAUCUUAUGCUGCUCAGAUCUUAUGUUGCGGUUGUAACUGCAGGUUUUCAACAUGUUUCAGAACGGUAAUCAUUUUGACUCGUAUUGCCGUCAAACGCUCAGAGCUAAUGCUGAAAAACAUAUUUUAAACAUAUUAGAAUCAACAGAAUUCCCUGUAGAACAACACAUUGUUCAAAAGCUUAAGGGCCAUCCGAACUUCAACAUGACACUGUGAAUAUGGUAAUAUCUAGAGCUGAUAGCGGGAGAGCUUGUUUAGCAUGCACAUAUCAUAAAUGUUUGUAACAAAACAUAUUUUUGAUUCAUUUUUACCGACACGUUUUCUUAACCUGGAGGUUGAAUGUGCCAGUUACUGCUGAGGGGAGACUUGGGGUUGAUCUGCAGAGUAAUUUGAUCCUGGUGAACAUAGCUGCGUGUCUGCACUGUGGGACUGAAGAGCAGCCAGCAGCUUGCAUGUCUUCCACUGCAGGAGAAAGGAAGCCUUGUUGUUGAAAUGCAGAGCGGCUGCUGUCAGUGCAGCUCGGCUCACACACACACACAUCGUGGCUUGUGUUCUUGUCAAAUGCUCCUCCACACGGUGCUUCCGGUUCCUAAUAAUCCUUUUAUUGUGUUGACGGCUCUACAAUAGUCACAGCUUUGAAGUAAUUUCCUUUGCAUUUGCUAUGAAGAGAACCUUUAUAUUUAUAGAAAAGAAUCUUAUAUAUACUCUACAUUGAUUGCUUUAUGAGAAUAAAAACAAUCUCACCAUUGCAACUGUCAA